Molecule: messenger RNA, 2019 nt
Organism: Alligator sinensis (Chinese alligator)
Lineage: Eukaryota; Metazoa; Chordata; Crocodylia; Alligatoridae
Product: putative lysosomal acid lipase/cholesteryl ester hydrolase
Exons: 9
Coding region: 1-1188 (395 amino acids)
Molecular function (GO): hydrolase activity, acting on ester bonds
Source: RefSeq, a predicted model, not a curated record
AUGUGGCUCUUCAUUGCAGUAGCAUUUCUGAUACAAGCAUCUCCCAGCUCAGAAGAACUGAUUCGGAGGAAGAGAGAUGUGAAUCCAGAAACAUUCAUGAAUGUUAGUCAAAUGAUCUGCUGCAGAGGAUAUCCCAGUGAGGAGUAUGACGUUCUCACGGAUGAUGGUUAUUAUGUGACAAUAAACAGAAUUCCUUGUGGCAGACAAAAUCCUUGCAACAAAGAGCCAAAGCCCGCUGUGCUUCUCCAGCAUGGAAUUUUUGGAGAAGGUAGCAACUGGGUUUCAAAUUUGGCCAACAACAGCUUGGGCUUCAUAUUAGCAGACUCUGGCUAUGAUGUUUGGAUUGGAAACAACAGGGGGACAACCUGGUCAAAAAGACAUCAGAACUUUUCAACUGACCAAGAGGAAUUUUGGGAUUUCAGUUUUCAUGAAAUGGCCAGAUAUGACCUUCCAGCAAUGAUCAACUUUAUUCUGCAGAAAACUGGGCUGAAGCAGAUAUAUUAUGUGGGUUACUCUCAGGGCUCUACUAUCGGUUUCAUAGCAUUUUCAUCUAUGCCAGAGCUGGCACAAAAAGUCAAAAUGUUUUUUGCCUUAGCUCCUGUAGUCACAAUUAAAAACUCCAAAAGCCCUGUCUUGAAAAUGCCACUUCUUCCUAAUGCAACUUUCCAGGAUAUGUUUGGCAAAAAAGAUUUCCACCUAAGAAAUAAGAAUUGGAAAGUGAUUACUGCUAAUAUAUGCAGUAAUCCAUUAAUUAAUAAACUGUGUGCCAAUUUUCUCUUCCUUUUGGGUGGAUACAAUGAGAAAAACUUAAAUACGAGUCGAAUGGAUGUGUACAUAGGCCACUACCCAGAUUCAACGUCUACUAAAAAUAUGAUGCACUGGCUCCAGGGACAAAAAUCAGGAGAAUUCAGAUACUUUGACUAUGGUGAGAGAAACCAGGCUCAUUACCACCAGAUGACUCCUCCUCACUACAUGAUAGAAGAAAUGGCUGUACCAACUGCAGCCUGGUCUGGUGGAGCGGACUGGGUUGCAGACAAACAGGAUGUUGACGAGUUGCUCCCUCGGAUAAGUAACCUAGUUUGCCACAACCAUGUUCCUCACUGGAACCACUGGGAUUUCAUUUGGGGUCUUGAUGCACCUAAACAUGUGUAUUGUAAAAUGACUGAGCUGAUGAGAAAGCGUCCAUAAAAACAUACAGAAGUGUUUGGGGACUAAGAACUUCAUUUACUUGUAUUAGAAUCUGUCCUCUUUGUUUGGCAAUGGAGUGCAUUUCUAGUUGUAAUUUCUGUAUAUUUUUAAAAGCCAACCCUGGAGGUUAUACAUAAGGAAAUGUAUUUUGACUAAAUUGACUUUAUGGGGGUUUUUUUUUAAUUUUGUGAGGGCCACUUUUUUCUCACCUUCCUGAUGUAAUUCAGAGGCAGAUUCUAUCAUGUAGAAAGCUGAAUUAUAUUUCUCAAAGAAAACACAUAUACAACAAAAAAUAUAAUCUAGUUCCUAUGAAAGGUUCUUAAUAUAAGUAUAAAACAAAUAAACAUAUAUUUUUCCUCUAUUAUUUGUAGUAUUUGAUUUUAAAGACAUUUUAUCCACAUACAUGACCAUACAAUAUUCUGAGGAUCAGAAUAGCCCUCCUGAUGUUUCCAGAAACAGUCAUCUUCAGAAAGACACCACAAAAGUCUGCUUAAUUUGACAGAUGACUUGUCAGGUGUUGGUAACAUUUGAUUCUUUCAUUUGCUAAUGAUUCCAACAUUUCCCUAAUUACAUUUUAGAUUAGUAGUGAAUUGAUAUUGAAAUAUCUAUUAUUAAAUAUACAUGACUGAAAGUAUUUGUUGCUUCUUACAUUUUAACUGUUGUAAUGGCAAGUUCCUGGUAAGGUUCUAGAUUAUGUGUUAAAAGCACAGUGAUUUUUUUAAUGUAUGUAGGGACAGGUUUAUUACUAACUGUGAUGCCCAGAUGCAAAAGGGGAUGGCAGGGGAAAACAUCAGUUUUCUGGAAAAAUACAAAACAGAAUACCAUACAAAG